Molecule: messenger RNA, 609 nt
Organism: Lachancea lanzarotensis
Lineage: Eukaryota; Fungi; Ascomycota; Saccharomycetes; Saccharomycetales; Saccharomycetaceae
Gene: RPS8A
Product: LALA0S01e06612g1_1
Exons: 1
Coding region: 1-609 (202 amino acids)
Biological process (GO): translation; maturation of SSU-rRNA from tricistronic rRNA transcript (SSU-rRNA, 5.8S rRNA, LSU-rRNA)
Cellular component (GO): cytosolic small ribosomal subunit; ribosome
Molecular function (GO): structural constituent of ribosome
Source: RefSeq, a predicted model, not a curated record
AUGGGUAUUUCUCGUGAUUCUCGCCACAAGAGAGCUGCUACUGGUGCCAAGCGUGCCCAGUUCAGAAAGAAGAGAAAGUUUGAGUUGGGUCGUCAACCAGCCAACACCAAGAUCGGUGGAAAGAGAAUCCACACCGUCAGAACCAGAGGUGGUAACAAGAAGUUCAGAGCCUUGAGAAUCGAGACCGGUAACUUCGCCUGGGGUUCCGAAGGUGUCACCAGAAAGACCAGAAUUGCUGGUGUGGUGUACCAUCCUUCCAACAACGAAUUGGUCAGAACCAACACUUUGACCAAGGCUGCCAUUGUCCAGAUCGAUGCUACUCCUUUCAAGCAGUGGUUCGAAGGUCACUACGGUCAAACUUUGGGUAAGAAGAAGAACGCCAAGGCUGCCGAAGAAGAAGUUGUUGCUUCUUCCAAGAGCGCUGAAAAGAAGUGGGCUGCCAGAGCUGCCGACGCUAAGAUCGAACACACCGUUGAAACCCAGUUCGGUGCCGGUAGAUUGUACGCCUGCAUUUCUUCCAGACCAGGUCAAUCCGGUAGAUGUGAUGGUUACAUCUUGGAAGGUGAAGAAUUGGCCUUCUACUUGAGAAGAUUGACUGCCAAGAAAUAA